AAAGCCCUUCUCGGUACGAAUUAGCUAGACAUCUUCCAGACAUCUUCAAAGCGCCAACCCUGCAGUUUCUUCUGUACACAACACACAAACAACCUCUAAACGCGCUGUACGCCAACCCAAUUAUAAAUCAUAGAAGAGAGAGAACAAGAUCAAAAAUCAAGAAACAAAGAACCCCAGGAGAGAAAGAAUCAAGAAACAAAGAAAAAAGCUCACAGAGAGAGAGAACAAGAUCGAAAAUCAAGAAACAAAGAACCCCAGGAGAGAAAGAAUCAAGAAACGAAGAAAAAAGCUCAGAGAGAGAGAGAGAGAGAGAGAGAGAGAGAGAGAGAGAGAGAGAGAGAGAGAUUGUUUCUUGAUGAUCAUGGCGAAGUUACAAGCCUUGUAUAGAACCCAAAAAGUCUUAACGGAUUCGGAAAUGGUUGCGGCUCAACAGUUGAUGCAGCUAAGCGAUGAGGAUAACAGCAAUAGCAUUAACAGGAAGAACAAGAACAAGAACAAGAACAAGUUAGAUCACGAUAAGGAUAAGGACGAGGAAUUUGAUCGGAACAGCCAAGAUGAGAUCACUUCGACGAAGAAGAUUGAAGAGAUUUUUGGUAAAGAAGAGGAGUUUAUCAUUGAACGGCGAAGGAAGAAAAGAAUGAGGUCUCUUGAGAGUAUUUACAAGGCCACCAAGCCAAUAAAGAUUAGACAAGGCAAGAGUCAUCAUGAGAAGAGAGAUAAAAAGUGUGGCACUUUUAUUGCCUGGUGUGAACCUGUGCCUUCAACUGCACCUCAAACUAAUGUCACCAUGAACACCUCUGAAGGAAGAAACCCAUCUUUUUCACAGUUCGUGAAUGAGUUGCAAGAGGAGGUACCCAAACUCAAGGAAGAGAUUAUAAAGAUGAAGAAUGAUGUGAAGAAAGUGAAGGAAGAACAGAGAAUAAUACCAGAGACGCUUGAUAGGAUUGAGGUGAUUUUAGAGUAUUUGAAGAAAAGUAUUUGGAUGUUGAUUAUUUUGCUAGUUGUGGUAGGAAUAAAAAUAUAUUAGUUGUUGUAGUGUUAAUUUUUUAUUGUUUGUUUUUGAUUGAUGUAAUGAAAUAUGGAUGUCAACUUGGUUUGGAUUGUAAUGAAAUUUGUAGAAUGAAUAUGGAAUUUUAGUUUA
Messenger RNA from Hevea brasiliensis (rubber tree), 1141 nucleotides. RefSeq lists its product as uncharacterized. Bases 356 to 1027 code for a protein of 223 amino acids. The record is from RefSeq and is a predicted model, not a curated record. NCBI's taxonomy places the organism in Eukaryota, Viridiplantae, Streptophyta, Magnoliopsida, Malpighiales, Euphorbiaceae. The transcript is spliced from 2 exons.